This is a messenger RNA of Helianthus annuus (common sunflower), 594 nucleotides long. RefSeq names its product transcription factor jun-D-like. The transcript has 3 exons. Bases 1 to 594 code for a protein of 197 amino acids. The record is from RefSeq and is a predicted model, not a curated record. Lineage: Eukaryota; Viridiplantae; Streptophyta; Magnoliopsida; Asterales; Asteraceae.
AUGGGGCUGGGGGAGGAGGGUGACGGCGGCGCUGGGGAUGAGGGUGACGGAGGUGGGGCUAGGGAGGAGGGUGACGGCGGCAGUGGUGGAGGAGAUGGCAAGAAGAACAUGGAAGAAGAGGUUCAAGCAUACAAGGAUCGGGAAGACUACCUCAGCGGAUUGUACGGAUAUGGGAGGGCGGAUUAUGAAGAUUUCAAUGGUCCAUCCUCAUAUUAUCCAUACGGUAAUCCACCACCACCACCACCACAUAAUCAAGAAUACUACUACGAACCCGACUUGCCACAUUUCUCAAGUUAUCGGGAGGAGUAUGAUGAUUAUUAUAAUGAAUACCCUCAGCCGGCAUCUGAGGAACCUCAAGAUUCAGUGCAUUCCAAGCUUGAUGCUCUCAUAAACAUGGUGAAAGGAUAUCACGAGGAUAUCAAAGAUAUGAAGAAAGGGAAUGAAGUGAGAGAUAAAGCCCAUGAAGUAUUGGUGAUGCAAGUGGGUCAAUUAGCGGAGGAAAUAGCCCAAAUAAAACACGAGCGAGAUGUUUUGGCUAAUGGUACCAUGGUUGAUUGUGAUGUGGUGGAAGAGGUCAUAGAUCUUUCGGAGUAA